CGCGCCGCCCCCUCCCUCCCUACUGCAGUCCGCGCCGCUUCCUCCCUCCCUCCUGCAGUCCGGCCGCCUCCUCGCUCACUCCGGCAAUGUAGAGCUCCGCAAAAUCCGCUGCACAAGCGCCUCAAGAACCCGCACCACCACCACGCCGGCGGCGGUAACAGGCAGGCGCCGCAGUAGCAGAAGACCCCAUCGGCCCCUCCGUCCAAGGCGCCAUCAGUCUAGACCGCGCCGUCCGUGACCGACGAGCCACCGGCACCCGCCGACGAGCCGCGGCGGCAGGACCAACCGGCCGCCAAGGCGCCGUCGUCGGCGGGUGGGCAGCAGGAGUCGCAGCACAAGAUCUGCGUCGAGUUCGGGCGGCCGGAGACCAGCGACCUGACGGUGAUGCUGUACGGGAAGGAGGGGAUCGCCGUCAGGAUGGGCGUGCACAGGGACGUCCUCUGCCAGAGCAGCGCCUUCUUCGCGGCACGCCUCGCCGGCGGCCACGGCCCGCCGGCACCGUGCGUGGAGAUCCACGACUGCGACGACGCGAAGAUCUACGUCGAGACCGUGAGCUGCAUCACGGCGAGGCUGUUCGUCGGCAUUGGGAGAGAGGAGAUGCUUCCAUCCAAGAACACCCGUCUCAGUCUCUUGCAGGAAGCUCGUCGAGGACGGGAUCGGGCAGACGAUCCUGACGCUUCCAUUGGAGGAUCAAAGGUCUAUGCUGCUGUCAUGGUUUGGGAGAUUCUUGAAGUUAGGGGAUAACUGCCCAAAUCUGCAGAGGGCCAUAUGUUAAUGAGGCUGAGGCAGGUAAUGUUUUAUCAUCAGAUAGGAGUUCAUCUUGAAGUUGUAGGGGUGUUAAGUUUAGCUGACCAUUGAAUCUCUUAUCUAGCUUGCGGCGGUUGAGUGCCAAGCCUUAUCUAGCUUGCGACGGUUGCGGCGGCCUGCAGGUGUGCUUGCUUGCUCCGGCAAGGCCUAGCGGGUCAACGCAGGUUGAAAUUUUUUAGCACACGGGCUCCUGCAGAGCAAGACGCAUGUGCGCGCGGCAGUUGCGGCGGCCUGCAGGCCCUCUGCAGACCGGCCCGCUUACAUCCUGAUUCCGCGCCCAGUACCAGCUGACAGGCACCGUUCAAUCUAGGGAGAAUUGUUUUUUUUUUCGAAAAGAUCUAGGGAGAAUUGUGACACCGUGUCAGUUAUGGUUGUGACAUCACGUAGUCCAUGUUAGUAAUGUACUUUUUCAGGAAUUCGUAUUGAUCGUCAUCAACAUCUUUCUCUAGCAGCGUCACUUUUUUUUUUGGUUCACUAAUGCUUUUGCCUACACGUAUUCCCUUCCUUUUUUUCUUCGU
This is a messenger RNA of Panicum virgatum (switchgrass), 1325 nucleotides long. RefSeq names its product BTB/POZ domain-containing protein At1g63850-like. NCBI's taxonomy places the organism in Eukaryota, Viridiplantae, Streptophyta, Magnoliopsida, Poales, Poaceae. The record is from RefSeq and is a predicted model, not a curated record. The coding region runs from base 385 to 744 and encodes 119 amino acids. The transcript has 2 exons.